UCAUCUUUGCUUCUCGCCAUCAUCGCUGCCGUCGUCGACGAUGGACGCCGUGGCGGUUCUGAGCGUCCUGAACGAGGCUGAGACGUACGAGGGAUAUGACAACGCGCAACGGACGAUCGCGGACGAAUUAGCGGGAAUAGCCAGCGAUUCGACGCGUCUAUUUCGAUCGACACAAAGGCUGGACGACAUAGCCGCACUCGCACACCAGGCCAUGCCCCGCGCGGGGGCCCUACUCACCGGCUGGCGUCUCAUUCACACCCACGCCUGCAUCCUCGCCGCGCUUGCAGACGCGACGAACAACGCGUUCUCUGCCAUCGCCCGCCUCGACAAAGCCAUCAUCAUCUCCGGAGCAGCGGGUCACGGCUGCCUCGACCUCAUUCUCGACCUGAUCGACGACCUGCAGGCACCUCUUCGCUCUACUUCCUCCCACCCGACGGCAUCCUCCGUCCCAUUGAACACGAACACGAGCCCCCACCCAGCGAGGCUGCCCACCGCGUCAUCCGCAGUCCGCGAAUUGCCGGAACCCCCUUCCAUGUCCGCCUUCCAGCGCCUUGCCGACCAUCCCUUCGUCCUGCGCGGCUACGCCCGCGACUGGCCCUGCUGUGCCGAGCAUCCCUGGGCGUCUGCCGCCUACCUACGCGCCGCAACCGGCCCAGGACGUCUCGUCCCAGUCGAAGUCGGGCAAGAUUACCGCGCCGAAGAAUGGUCGCAAGAGCUCAUGCCGUGGGACACCUUCCUCUCCUACCUCGAUUUUCUCGACCAACCUCCAAAGGCAGACUCGCCGCGCACGCUGUACCUAGCGCAGCACGACCUCUUCAUGCAGUUCCCGCGCCUCAAGGCAGACCUGUUGAUACCCGACUAUGUCUACGCCUGCGUAGGGCCGGAUGACUACAAGCCGCCCGCGAAUGAAGAUCGCCUGAUGCUGAACGCGUGGCUCGGGCCUGCUGGUACUCUCUCGCCUGCGCAUACGGACCCUUUCUUCAACUUCUAUGUCCAAGUUGUCGGGCGCAAGACCGUUUGGCUGGCUUCGCCCUCUGCCUCGCCCUAUAUGUACGCCUAUGCGGACUCGCAACAUCCUGCAAGUGCUCAUAGGUCCGAGCCGGGAUCUUCAACGUCGGACGCUGACUCUCUGAAAGCCGGCACUGGCUCCUCAAUGCUGAGCAACACCUCACGCGUCGACGUCUUCACUUCCGACGAGUCUGCAUCAAGAAGAGAGUACCCUCAGUUUUGGGAUCAAGUCGUACCCUCCGCUUCGAGCGUCACGCUCGACGCUGGCGACGUUUUGUUCUUCCCACCUGGCUGGUGGCACGCGAUGAGGAGCGAGGCGACCAGCUUCUCGGUGUCGAUGUGGUUUUGAGAAGGUGUCGAUAGAUGUGUUUGGGUAGUGGGACCAAGAACGAGUCGCUAUUGCUAUGAUGCACACCGUUGCUUAGACGUCGCUGCUUUCUGAUGACUAUCCUGUACUUAUUCGUCGGGUCGAGGUGAUCUCACUUUGUCG
Schizophyllum commune H4-8 is the source of this 1498-nucleotide messenger RNA. Its product is annotated as Clavaminate synthase-like protein. The coding region runs from base 41 to 1357 and encodes 438 amino acids. Gene Ontology annotation, molecular function: 2-oxoglutarate-dependent dioxygenase activity. The transcript is spliced from 4 exons. Lineage: Eukaryota; Fungi; Basidiomycota; Agaricomycetes; Agaricales; Schizophyllaceae. The record is from RefSeq and is a predicted model, not a curated record.